AGGAGGGCUCUUGGCCUCUUGUCCAUCCCGGCCGCAGCCGCGCGCCUUCGAGCCACGACGCCCCCGCGGCUCGCGCGCGCGCCCGGGAUGGACGGGGCGCGCGGCUCAGGCGCCGUCCCCGCUCGGCCCCGCGCCGGCCCGGGCCGCGGCUUGCCCGAGGAGUCGGCUGGUGGGGCUGGUCUGCGGCGCCGCGGGCUCGUUCCUGGCGCUCGCCGCCAGCGCGAGGCACAGAACCUUCGUCGCGGGGGCAGACGUCCACGCGAGGCCUCGCACCGGCGUAGGAGACGCAGGGCCGAGGGCGAGGGUGCCGGGAGACCGACCGCCAGGAUAGCGAAGGUCAAGGAGCGACCUGUCCGCCCGGUCGCCACUCUCGAGGACGAGCGCAGGGCAACGGCGAUCCAGCCCCGCUCUUGGUUCAGCAAGCCGGCGCCGCCGUCGCUGCCCCUCGGCUUGUUCAGGCCCAAGGAGAGUUUGUCGCAGAAUUUUCUUGCCGACCCCAACAUCAUCCACAACAUGGUGCGGGCGGUCGAGAACGACUCGCCAAACGGGCGCACCGUGGUGGAGCUCGGCCCCGGCACAGGCGCGCUGACGUCCCGGCUUCAUCCGCGGUUCCCCGAGAUGAUCGGGAUUGAGCUGGACCAGCGCGCCUUGAAAGUGCUGGCGCACAAGGUGCCUGGCAUGACAUGCAUCCGCUCGGACCUGCUGCUGGUGGACUACACGAAGCUGGCCGAGCUCCGUGGCGGGCCUCUCACAAUUGUCGGGAACCUGCCUUGGGGUCUGCGGACCACGCAUCCACGCAGCUGCUCUUCAAGCUGUGUGACCAUGCCAGCGCUGUGAAAACAG
Messenger RNA from Prorocentrum cordatum, 843 nucleotides. NCBI's taxonomy places the organism in Eukaryota, Dinophyceae, Prorocentrales, Prorocentraceae. The record is from the annotation of a GenBank genome assembly.